UUCACAAUGUUUUGGUGGUGAUUAUUCACCACAAACAUUUGAGCAACCUGUUAUGAAACGGUAUUUUCAUUGGAUGAUAUAAUUAUAAUCUUAUGCACAAUUUUGUUCUAUUUUUCAAUUCUAGUCAACGACGCUGGUGGAACGCGUAUAUAUUGUUUUAUGAGCAAAUAACAGAUUCAAUUGAAGAUAAUUUAGAAAAAGAUUUAUCCAAAUUAAAUCUUUAUGAUCAACAACAACGAAUGCCAUUAUUUGUUCAACGAAGUGUUCGAAAACAAAAUAUUAGAUUUUUACAUAACAGAAUACAUUUUAGUCCAGAAUAUUUUCUAUUUAUGAAACGUUUGGCACAUAGUAAUGUUCAAGUCAUUUUAAUGACUUUGCAACCACAAACUUCAGAUAGAAUAAUUUUGGCAGAUUAUCUUGAAGAACUGGCACUUGUCAGUGUACAAAUUGCAUCAAAAUUUUUAUUUUCUGUCGGAUGGCAUACAAAAAAAGCAUUGCGGUAUGUUGGUCCAGCAAAUGAUUGGUCGGAAUUAAUUGGACAAUAUAUACGUUUUUCACGUAAAGCAAGGCAUUUUAUGAGUGAAGAAGUUUUAUUUAAACAUCCAAAUCGUUUUCAAGAAUAUUUAAUUGAUUGCACAAGUGCUGAAAUACGUAAUGCAUUCGCUAAAAUGCUUGUUUCAUUAGCAAUAUCAUCGCGACAAGAUGAACAACUAUUGCAUAGUAGAUCAAUUCCAACAGAUGAUAUCAAAAAUUAUACGAGUGUUGAAGAACGAAUACUAAUCUAUGUAUUAAGAAUAUUGAAAACGAAAGAUUUGCCAGAAAAUGUUAAAUUACUCGCACAAUAUUUUCAAUUUUUUUGUUCUUAUUCAGCAAUGGGACAAUAUGAGGCACGUACUAUUAAUGACGAUGGUCAAUCAUCGUGUGCGACAAUCCAAAGAUAUCCGGAAUCAACUAAAUUAUUUGUGAUAUUAUCAACAUUAAUUCGAUGUUUUAAUAUAACACAAUAUUGUAAAUCGAGAAAUUCUGAUAGUGAACUACUACCAAAUCCAUUUUAUACCCAUAAUGAUGGUGGACUAUUACAUAACAUGCCUCAACAGUUGGUUGAGAUUGUUUACAAACGUGAUACACUGUUAAAAAAAAUCAUUGAAGAUUCAAGUAGUUGUGAAGACUCACAAAAAUUACUCAAAUUUCUUUUAUGGGAAAAUAUUGAUGUAACAAUUAUUGUUCUCAAUGAAAUAAUUGGUCUUCUUUCAACUUAUUAUACCUUUGAUUUACGUGCCCCACUCGAUGUUUUAUUAUUAGUAUUAAUGCUUGAAGAUUCGUGGCAAGAAACAAGACUGUUAUAUACACUGAAGGGUAUACCAUCAAUAAAUCAAUUAAUCAUUGCAAAUAAUAUCAUUGGCAAUGAAUUAACAACAAAUACUCUAACAUCAGGAAAUACAUCAAGUUCUGUAUGUGAUCAACCACAAAGUUUAUUUGAAAUUUUCUCCAAAUCAAAAUCAUCCUAUCAGAAACGAGCAUAUCAAUGUAUAAAAAUGUUGGUUGUCUUAUUCUCAUCAUGUCCAAAAGCCCUUAAUCUACUUAAAGUUGAUCCAGAUAUAAAAUCACGUUGGACACAUGCUGUUCAAUGGCUAAAUGAUCAAUUGGAUCGUUCCUGUACUAAUGUACCGGGCUAUCCUUAUUAUCCAUCUCAAUCAGGACCCGCACCAAGUAACGAUAUGUCACAAGGCUAUUUUAUCGAACGAACACAAAGUGCUCGAUCGUUACUCGAUAAAGCAUUGGAACUUUGUCCAGAUAUAAAAGAAACGGAUGAUCCGGACAAUAGUGAUGAAGAUGAUGAUAUAUCACCAUCACCCCCACGUUUGACUCCAAUCAACACGGCAAGUAAAUCAUUGACACCGUCACAAACUUCUACUAAAUUUUCGUCGUCAUCGUUACGACCAAAUUCUCCAAAUUCAAUGAAUAAUCUAAUAUUAUCGACCGGUUCAAUUAAUUCGCAGCAACAUAAUCAAACUAAACAUCAUUCGAACACCCGACCGUAA
Messenger RNA from Didymodactylos carnosus, 2042 nucleotides. The record is from the annotation of a GenBank genome assembly. NCBI's taxonomy places the organism in Eukaryota, Metazoa, Rotifera, Eurotatoria, Philodinida, Philodinidae.